AGUGGAGUGGGGCAUGUUCAUAUAAAACGCUCGUGCUUUGUGAAGCUUAAGCUUAUUUCAAUAUUGUCGGAGUGUUUAAUUAAGUCGGUAAAUACUUCCUUACGGUUGUUUCUGUUCGCAGUGAUCAAAUCAAACGUAUAGGUACACGCACACGGUUUAGUUUGUUGUUAUACUGUUUUCGAUCGCGAUAAAGAAAAAAAGCUGAUUUUUUUCGGUUGGAAAAUUUCACGUGAAAUUGGUCUUGGAUGCAAAAGUGUAUCAAAAAAAAAUUCAAAUGAACCUUGAAUGAAACGUUAGAUAAAGAUUUAAGUGGACAAAAAUAUUGACUCUGGCCUUUCGGAUAUACAAAAACCAUAUAAAAGCAAACUAACGAUUUAACAAAUUUCAAAUUGAUUGUUCAAUUUUAAUGUGCUAGUGCAAUAUACCUUCAAGUGACUGUGUCGAAUUUACAUCUAAAGGUGUUUUGAGGUAGUUUUUAUUUUCGUCGAGAGAAAUUUGACCAUAUCAAUCAUAAAAGAUGGCGUUUAUGGCAAUAUAUGAAGGAUGGAGAGAUCUCAUGGAUAAUAAAUCAGAUCCAAGAACGAGAGACUGGUUGCUGAUGAGUUCCCCAUUCCCCACAAUAGCAAUUAGUCUAACUUAUGCAUACUGUGUUAAGGUUCUCGGUCCAAAAUUAAUGGAAGAUAGAAAACCGUUCAAAUUGCGCGAGGUACUCAUUGUAUACAAUUUCAUUCAAGUGGUCUUCAGUUGUUGGCUAUUUUAUGAAGCAUGUGUGUCCGGAUGGCUAACCACCUAUAGUUAUGCUUGUCAACCGGUUGAUUACUCCCGAUCGCCGGAAGCUAUGAGGAUGGCAAGCGGUUGCUGGUGGUACUACUUCUCGAAAUUUACGGAAUUCUUCGACACAAUAUUCUUUGUUAUGCGAAAACGUUACGAUCAAGUGUCCACAUUGCAUGUUAUUCAUCACGGUAUUAUGCCAGCAUCGGUUUGGUGGGGCGUUAAAUUCACUCCCGGAGGUCACAGUUCAUUCUUUGGAUUCUUAAAUACCUUCGUUCACAUCAUCAUGUACACAUACUAUAUGCUGGCGGCAAUGGGACCAAAAGUUCAAAAAUAUUUGUGGUGGAAAAAGUAUUUGACUUUGUUGCAAAUGGUUCAGUUUGUGCUCGUUAUGGUCCAUGCCUUCCAAUUGCUAUUCCGAAAUGAUUGCAACUAUCCAAUUUAUUUCGCUUACUUUAUUGGAGCCCAUGCAGUUCUAUUCUAUUUCCUGUUCUCCAAUUUCUACAAACAGGCGUACAAGGAUAAGAAGGCCAAAAAAGAGGAAGAAAAACUCCUGCUCAAUGGAAUAAACAACAACAAUAACAACAAUGGAAAAGUUGCUCAAUUCUACGACAAAAAUGGGAAGACAGCGGAAAUAAUAAGGCAGAGAGUGUUCGUUGGGUCCAACAACUAAUUAGAAAAAUGCUAUUCAUGUUAUGUAUACUGGACAAUGUGGUGCAAUUGGUGUACACAUAUUAAAGUAGAUUAAAGUGCGUUUAACUAUUUUAAGUACCGUCAGAAAGCUCCCGUACGCCAUUAUUAUAUGCUUAAAUAUAAUUGUGUAUGUAUGAUAGCGCUAAUUAUUAGAAAAUAGUUUUAACAUUUAUGUGUCUGUCUUUUACUUAAGUACCAUUAUAAUGUGUUAGAUAUAAUAAGAAGACAGUGAUUAGAAUGAUUUAUUUAUAACUUUAAAUAUUAAUGUGCGGUUGCAAAAAAAAACAACUUUUUUUUACUGAACUUGAACUAAGUUUUUAUAAUAUUUAGUUCUACUGAAGAAUUAUAAUUUCUCUCGGAAAUAUGGAAGUUUGUUAUUAUUAUUGAACUUUUAUUCUGAAUUAUAAACAUUUUUGCUACAAAAUUUAUUUUUAAUAAAAAAAAAUCAAAA
Messenger RNA from Bradysia coprophila, 1915 nucleotides. RefSeq names its product ELOVL fatty acid elongase 7 (gene Elovl7). Gene Ontology annotation, cellular component: endoplasmic reticulum membrane. The record is from RefSeq and is a predicted model, not a curated record. Gene Ontology annotation, biological process: fatty acid elongation, saturated fatty acid; very long-chain fatty acid biosynthetic process; fatty acid elongation, polyunsaturated fatty acid. NCBI's taxonomy places the organism in Eukaryota, Metazoa, Arthropoda, Insecta, Diptera, Sciaridae. Gene Ontology annotation, molecular function: fatty acid elongase activity.